Messenger RNA from Salvia miltiorrhiza (redroot sage), 1518 nucleotides. Its product is annotated as probable WRKY transcription factor 30. NCBI's taxonomy places the organism in Eukaryota, Viridiplantae, Streptophyta, Magnoliopsida, Lamiales, Lamiaceae. The transcript has 3 exons. Gene Ontology annotation, biological process: regulation of DNA-templated transcription. Gene Ontology annotation, cellular component: nucleus. The coding region runs from base 304 to 1284 and encodes 326 amino acids. Gene Ontology annotation, molecular function: transcription cis-regulatory region binding; DNA-binding transcription factor activity. The record is from RefSeq and is a predicted model, not a curated record.
AACUUUCAAACCCAACACUUCCUAGUUCCUGCUACUAUCAUUCUUCACUUUUCCCCUACCAUCUAUAUAUAUAUAUAUAUACUCACACCAUACCCUCAACACAUAUAUAACGCCUUCUCCCUCUAUAUCUCCAAAACCCUUCAGUUUAUUUAUCUAUAUAUCAAAAACAUUGUUUCCUGAGUUGCAUGGUUUCAGAAACAAAGCUGCUAAACUUGUCUCCGCCGGUGGGAGGAAGAUUAAUUCAGCUCAAUUUCAACAUUCAAUGCUUCCAUAAUAAUCACUACAUCUCCUCAAAAUCCAUUGAUGUCAUCACCUCCCUUUUCCGGGAAAGGAAUGGAGAAUUUUCCGUCGGAUUCGGACCUCAAAAAUCUGGUGAGAGAGCUGUCUCAGGGGAAAGAGAUGGCUAAGCAGCUUCAAAAUCAUCUCAAUUUGCACUCAUCUUCUUCACGUGAGAGUCGCGAAUUUUUGCUGCACAGAAUUAUGUAUUCCUACGAUCAGGCGCUCUCCAUGCUCACGCACAACGACCCUGCUGCUGCUGCUGCUAGUCAAGCACCGCUGCCGCCGCCUGAGUCUCCUCGGCCAGUCGCCGGAAGCCCUCAGAGUGAUGACUCUGAUCAGGAUUUCACUGAUCAGACUUCUAGGAAAAGAAAGGCGAGUGACAGGUGGAGUCAAAAGGUAAAAGUGGGGCCAGAAGUGGGGGUUGAAGGACAACUGGAUGAUGGCUACGGUUGGAGGAAGUACGGCCAGAAAGAAAUCCUCGGAGCCAAGCAUCCCAGAGGGUACUACAGGUGCACUUAUAGACACGCCCACGGGUGUUUGGCUACAAAACAAGUUCAAAGAUCAGAUGAAGAUCCCACAAUUUUUGAAAUCACGUAUAGGAGAAAGCACACGUGCAAUCGUGCCACUAAUAACCCGCCCGUACCCGACCCGCGAGGUCAAGAUCCGAAUCCAUUAACCCAAAACCCACAAAGCGAACCACCCUUUAAUAUCCAAACAACCCUUAACCCCCCAUUCAAUUUCUCUUCAUCAUCACCCAUUAAUCCCCAAAAUGAUAACAUUUUCUCGGAUCGUAAUAAUGCUUUGGGAAAUUAUUAUCCGAAUCCAACCAAUGAUUUAAAUGCUGAUUAUGGAGAAUUAAUUCCUAAUUUGCGCCACUCGGAUUCCGAACUCAGUCCGAUCGUUGCAGCCAUGACCAAUUCUGCUACGCUCGAUGCGGACUUCCCAUUUGGACCAUCCGGAUUCGGGUCGGUUUUCGACUUUGAUAACUCGGGGCACUACCCAUAGCUAUCCAUGUCCUUCAUUUGUAAUUUUUUUAUGAGGAAAUAUAGUUAAAGAAAUCUAGCUUUCUUAGGACUAGAUAUUAAAUGUUGGAAUAUUUAAUUUGUUUACAGCAGUUUUGAAGUUUUGUUUGGAUUUAGUUAGAUUGGUUAAAGCUAGCACAAGUAUCGAGUUUUGAGUUUCACUUUCUUGUAUUUGUUGUAUGAUUUACAUUAAUCCAUGAUAUAUUUGUUAAAGAAA